AUGUUUCAAUACGUGAUUGGACUCCUGGCUAUUAUUCUGGUGUUCUCAAAUCCCAUCAGUGACUUCUUGUAUCCAGACCGGGCCACCCGCAUCAACGAUGUCUCACCGCGCCCCAAGUUCAAUGAGUCGCUCCUAGCUAUCGAUCCGCCCAAUGCGACAGCGCCUGAAUGUGUUCCAGAUGGUUAUGUUGCUAGAAUUUUGAGCAGAGAGCCUCUGAUAAUUUACCUUGAGAAUUUCUUGAAUGAGGGAGAAAGGAAGCAUUUGCUUGAUAUAAGUGAACCGAUCUUUGUACCUUCAACCAUAACCAACAAUGGCGAGGCCACCCAUCGCGACUCUUCAGUCCGUGACUCUCACGUUGCGCUCAUUCCCAGAACUGACCCCGUCCGCUGCAUCGAGUCUCGUGCCCGCGCUCUUCAAGGCUGGCGUCCAGAUCUCUGGAUCGAGCGCAUGAGGACUCAACGGUACGGUCCGGGUGGUCACUACAACCAUCACUUCGACUGGAGCUCUAACACGCGUGGAUGGGGCCGUGUGAGCAGUCUCAUGGUGUGGGUCGAGGGUUCUGAUAGUCUUAAAGGCGGUGGCACCGAGUUUCCCCUUAUCAAGAGACCAGCGGAGACGGAAUGGUGUCGGUUCAUCGAGUGUCCUGACGGUAUGGAGAAAGAUAGAGGUACGGGUGUGACUUUCAAGGUUGUGCCGGGGAAUGCAGUCUAUUGGGAGAACUUUGCGGCGGAUGGUAGAGGGUACGAAGGGACAUGGCAUGCUGGGCUGCCCGUUCAAGAGGGAACCAAGACUGGGUUGAACAUCUGGAGUUUUGGACGAAUCUAA
Messenger RNA from Fusarium oxysporum Fo47, 825 nucleotides. RefSeq lists its product as uncharacterized. Gene Ontology annotation, cellular component: endoplasmic reticulum. The transcript is spliced from 2 exons. Gene Ontology annotation, biological process: peptidyl-proline hydroxylation to 4-hydroxy-L-proline. NCBI's taxonomy places the organism in Eukaryota, Fungi, Ascomycota, Sordariomycetes, Hypocreales, Nectriaceae. The record is from RefSeq and is a predicted model, not a curated record. Bases 1 to 825 code for a protein of 274 amino acids. Gene Ontology annotation, molecular function: procollagen-proline 4-dioxygenase activity; iron ion binding; L-ascorbic acid binding.